GCCACCCCCAGACACUCGGACUCUUUUGUGUCGGGGGAUACAGUGAUACAAGCCCAUGUCUCUCAUUCUCACUCUCAUGAAGCAGAGCUGAGCAUGUGAAGAUGAAUAUCCAACACUGGUCCUACAAGCCGUCCACGUCAUAUGAUUCCCUGCUUCACAUUCGAUACCUUCAUAUAGAAACAUCCUCAAUAUCUUCCCUUCGUCUCUGCACUUCACAUUUUCGCUUUUUCUCGGUCCACCUCUUUCUGCAAAGCCCCAUAACUUCCUUUCUCUUCCGGUCCCGCAGCCGAUCGUCAACGCGCAAAGCCGUCGUGGGUCAUACCGCAACUCCACCAAUUGAGUAACAAAAGAGCUCCACUGGCCUGGCCAAAGUUUGGAGAGAAAAAACAGGACCGAAGUUGACUAAAACAACGCACCGCUUGAGAUCGUCAAUAUCAUUCGAUUCGGGAUUGUCGACGUGUGAUAGAGCAAGGCAGAGCAGAUUGAGAGUCAAGUAGACAGACACUCAUAUUGUGUUUGUCUACACUCACUUUGUAGCUGCUUAAGCUUAUUGUUACUCAUAAUUAACCUCACUUCACUCCAACCCACCAAAACGCAAAUACUACCCGGCUUUUACUCCCGACUUUCCCACUCACUCACCAUUACAAAACAUUAUCCACCGUCAAAACACCAACUCGUCCUAUUCAUCAACGCUAUUCCUUAGGUACAUGACACCACCACCGUCGUGCAUAUCCUUUCACCGCCCAGAGGCCAAUCCAACACCCCUGGUCCCCAGCAUCCCGCUUAGAGCCCCUGCUAGGGCCCUGAACUUUUUCUCGACUGGGGUUCAACUCGGGUUAAGUUAAAUAACAAGAGAAGGCAGACCGCAACUUUUGGUUCUUAUUGUUUCUCCCGCAACCAGGUUUUUUCGCCUUCGCUUCGCUUCACCGCGGAAUAGAAGUGGAAAGCUUAUCCCCCUUCUCCUUUUUUAUAUAUUCAUUACUUUGUCUCUCGUUUUUUUGUUGGUGACUACGGACCUUGGCUGGACUGGGUCGGAGAUUGUGUCUGCCGUUCUUGGGGGAUUAUUAGUAAACGGGUGCUGUUGUGAAUACCCUCUACCUCAUCAUACACCCAUUUACCUUCUUUUACUGGAACGACACACAACACACUAAUCUCACCUUCAUUCACCUUGCCUUAUACUUCGACUGGUCAGCCUGGUAUCGUCGGAUGUUCGCCCAUCAUGGAGGAAAGGUCUGAGUCGCGAGCUUCAGGUACGACAUACCAUAGCUUCGCAGACACGGAGUUGUUUGAACCCAUGUCUCCCCCUCGACCACCCGUCACCCACGAUACAACCAGUCUUCAACACCUCGAGCAUCUUCAACAUGAGCUUCAGCGCCAGCAGCGUGAAGCUCCGAGUAGCAAGGACUGGGUGAGAGAGCGUCGACCUGGCACAGCAAAGAUGCAGCGACAGGAUUCGGGCUAUGAGUCAAACACGCCCCGACGAACCUCUACUUCUAAUACUUCCCACGGCGGGUCUACUAUUAACAACGCUCACCUUCUUGUUGGCCGACGCUCGUCAAAUGGUUCUUCCAAGGAUGGUAGUGGUAGUGGUAGUAGCAACGGCUCAGGAGUCAGAUCUCGUUUCAGAGAUCGUCGCCCUUCACUCCGUCGAGCAGCAAAGACUCACCCCGUUCAACCAACACGCACAUCCAACCAAUCCCUCCACCUCGUACGCACCGCAACAGCUACUUCUCCACCCAAGCAAUCCGCCGCAUUCUUCCACUUCCCAUCGCCAGAUCCCAUCCAGCUCGCCGACACCGUUCCCGACCGCCGCGUUCAACCCACGCCCAUUCCCUCACCACCGCCUCAGACAACACACUACUGGACCAGCGACCGCACCCGCCGUCUUGAAUACGCCGCCAUCGACGCUGCGACGCGCGGUGUGAAAGGCUGGGUGCUCAGACAUCUUGUCCCGGAUUGUUUUGUGUCGUGCGAGAAUAAACAUGUCUCGUUCGAUGAUGAUUCGGGCAGCGUGAGAAGGUAUAGACUUGAACUUGAGGAUGAUCAUGCUGAGAAGGCGGGAGGAAAGUCUGUGCGGCGACGCAAGGGAUGGAAAUUCUGGCGCCGCAGAAAGGUCGAUGCUCAACCUACGGCCUACAUCUGAACAAACCCAACCACGAACAAAGAAACACCCCUACACCCGCAUAUCGCAUCGCAUCGUUGGCGUUAUAUACCCGUUGGCUUUUACAUCGAGUUAAUUUUACAGAAGGACACCUGCAUGAUACAAGAAGAUAAUGAUUUGAUAGCAUUCGGAGCGAAAGAAGGAAAGAAAGUAUGAUCUAGAUGAAGAGAUGUUGCAUGAAGCUUCUAUUCUGGUGAGGGAAGUUUAUUCUUUAUUUAUUUUAUUUACCUGCGAGUUACUAUUUACCAGAUACUUCGGCAUUUAUUACUAUUUAUACCAUAAGCAUAGUUAGUAUUGUUUAAAGACAAGAAUGAUUGACUUUUAGGCAAACAUGUUCAACCUGGUGAGGUCCGUGACCCGUUGUUCUUUGUUCUCCGGGUGUUCAAUAGCUUGGACCGAGCGUUGUUCAAGAGCUUGAUGAUGAUAUAAUGACCGGGCCUCUCAAUUGACCGACCAAUUUCUGAAUACUGCAAUUUUA
Molecule: messenger RNA, 2639 nt
Organism: Fusarium odoratissimum NRRL 54006
Lineage: Eukaryota; Fungi; Ascomycota; Sordariomycetes; Hypocreales; Nectriaceae
Exons: 2
Coding region: 1220-2143 (307 amino acids)
Source: RefSeq, a predicted model, not a curated record